Rattus norvegicus (Norway rat) is the source of this 1783-nucleotide messenger RNA. The record is from RefSeq and is a predicted model, not a curated record. NCBI's taxonomy places the organism in Eukaryota, Metazoa, Chordata, Mammalia, Rodentia, Muridae.
AUGUCAUACUGGAGAGAAACCAUCUGAAAAUGCUCAGUGUGGUAAAGCCUUUGCACAACAUAGUCAUCUCCAAAGACAUAAGAGCACACAUACUGGAGAGAAACUCUAUGAAUGUAAGCCACGUGAUAAAGCCUUUACAUACGAUUCUCAGCUUCAAACUCUUGAAAGGAUUCAUAGUGGAGAAAAACCCUACAAAUGUAAUCAAUGUGGUAAAGCCUUUGAACGUCGUUGUAAUCUUGGAAGGCAUAAACUAAUACAUACUGGAAGAAAAUCCUACAAAUGCAAUCAGUGUGGUAAAGCCUUUGCACGACACAGUCAUCUCAAAAUGCAUGGAAUAACACAUACUGGAGAGAAACCUUACGAAUGUGAUCAAUGUGGUAAAGCCUUUGCAUCUCAUAGUUAUCUCCAAGUACAUAAAACAAUACAUACUGGAGAGAAGCCCUAUGUGUGUGAUCAAUGUGGUAAAGCCUUUGCACAUGGUCGUCCUCUUAGAAGGCAUAAAAUAAUGCAUACUAGGAAAAAAACCUACAAAUGCAAUCAGUGUGGUAAAGCCUUUGCACAACACAGCCAUCUCAAAACGCAUGGAGUAACACAUACUGGAGAGAAACCUUACAAGUGUGAUCAAUGUGGUAAAGCCUUUGCAUCUCAUAGGUAUCUCCAAGUACAUAAAAGAAUACAUACUGGAGAGAAGCCCUAUGAAUGUGAUCAAUGUGGUAAAGCCCUUGCAUCUCAUAGUCAUCUCCAAGUUCAUAGAAUAACACAUACUGGAGAGAAACCUUACAAGUGUGAUCAAUGUGGUAAAGCCUUUGCAUCUCAUAGUUAUCUCCAAGUACAUAAAAGAAUACAUACUGGAGAGAAGCCCUAUGUAUGUGACCAAUGUGGUAAAGCCUUUGCACAUCUCAGUCAUCUCCAAGUUCAUGGAAUAACACAUACUGGAGAGAAACCUUACAAGUGUGAUCAGUGUGGUAAAGCCUUUACAUCUCAUAGUUAUCUCCAAGUACAUAAAAGAAUACAUACUGGAGAGAAGCCCUAUGUAUGUGACCAAUGUGGUAAAGCCUUUGCACAACUCAGUCAUCUCCAAGUUCAUGGAAUAACACAUACUGGAGAGAAACCUUACAAGUGUGAUCAAUGUGGUAAAGCCUUUUCAUCUCAUAGUUAUCUCCAAGUACAUAAAAGAAUACAUACUGGAGAGAAGUUCUAUGAAUGUGAUCAAUGUGGUAAAGCCUUUGCAUCUCAUAGUCAUCUCCAAGUACAUAAAAGAAUACAUACUGGAGAGAAGCCCUAUGUAUGUGAUCAAUGUGGUAAAGACUUUGUAGUUCAGAGGGAUCUUAAAAGACAUAAAAGAACACAUACUGGCGAGAAACCUUACAAAUGUAAUGAAUGUGGUAAAGCCUUUGUAUGGAAUGGUAGUCUCCGAGCACAUAAAGUAAUACAUACUGGAGAGAAACCUUACAAAUGUAAUGAAUGUGGUAAAGCCUUUGCAUGUAACAGUAGUCUCCGAACACAUAAAGCAAUACAUACUGGAGUGAAACCUUUCAAAUGUAAGCACUGUGGUAAAGCCUUUGUAGGUCAGAAUUACCUUAAAAAGCAUGAAAGAAUUCAUACUGGAGAGAAACUUUACGAAUGUAAUGAAUGUGGUAAAGCUUUUGUAUUUGAUGCUAGUCUCCGAAAACAUAAAGCAGUACAUACUGGAGUGAAACCUUAAGAAUGUAAGCAAUGUGGUAAAGCCUUUGUAGGUCAGAAUGACCUUAAAAAGCAUGAAAGAAUUCAUACUGGAGAGAAA